Loxodonta africana (African savanna elephant) is the source of this 1233-nucleotide messenger RNA. RefSeq names its product orthodenticle homeobox 1 (gene OTX1). Gene Ontology annotation, biological process: regulation of transcription by RNA polymerase II; multicellular organism development. The transcript has 3 exons. Lineage: Eukaryota; Metazoa; Chordata; Mammalia; Proboscidea; Elephantidae. Bases 46 to 1113 code for a protein of 355 amino acids. Gene Ontology annotation, molecular function: RNA polymerase II cis-regulatory region sequence-specific DNA binding; DNA-binding transcription factor activity, RNA polymerase II-specific. The record is from RefSeq and is a predicted model, not a curated record. Gene Ontology annotation, cellular component: nucleus.
CCCGGCCCCCUGGAUCCGUCGGGGCGCCUCCACCCGGCUGUUAGCAUGAUGUCUUACCUCAAACAACCCCCAUAUGGCAUGAACGGGCUGGGCCUAGCCGGGCCGGCCAUGGACCUGCUGCACCCCUCCGUGGGCUAUCCGGCCACUCCACGGAAGCAGCGGCGGGAGCGCACUACCUUUACGCGUUCGCAGCUGGACGUACUCGAGGCGCUCUUCGCCAAGACUCGAUACCCUGACAUCUUCAUGCGCGAGGAGGUGGCCCUCAAGAUCAACUUGCCUGAGUCCAGAGUCCAGGUCUGGUUCAAGAACCGCCGCGCCAAAUGCCGCCAGCAGCAGCAGAGCGGGAGCGGGACCAAGAGCCGCCCGGCCAAGAAGAAGUCUUCCCCGGUGCGGGAGAGCUCGGGUUCCGAAAGCAGCGGUCAGUUCACUCCACCCGCUGUGUCCAGCUCGGCCUCCUCCUCUAGCUCGGCCUCCAGCGCCUCCGCCAACCCAGCGGCUGCAGCGGCGGCGGGCCUAGGCGGGAACCCGGCGGUGGCAGUCGCGUCGUCGCUGAGCACGCCGGCCGCGUCGUCCAUCUGGAGCCCAGCCUCCAUCUCGCCCGGCUCAGCGCCGGUGUCGGUGUCCGUGCCGGAGCCAUUGGGCGCACCCAGCAACGCCUCGUGUAUGCAGCGCUCGGUGGCCGCUGGCGCCGCCUCGGCUGCGGCCUCCUACCCAAUGUCCUACGGCCAGGGCGGCAGCUACAGCCAAGGUUACCCUGCGCCUUCCUCUUCCUACUUCGGCGGCGUGGACUGCAGCUCAUACCUAGCGCCCAUGCACUCACACCACCACCCGCACCAGCUCAGCCCCAUGGCACCCUCCUCGAUGGCGGGCCACCAUCACCACCACCCGCACGCGCACCACCCGCUGAGUCAGUCCUCAGGCCACCACCACCACCAUCACCACCACCACCACCAGGGCUACGGCGGCUCCGGGCUCGCCUUCAACUCCGCUGACUGCUUGGAUUACAAAGAGCCUGGCGCCGCCACUGCUUCCACUGCCUGGAAGCUCAACUUCAACUCGACCGAUUGUCUGGACUAUAAGGACCAAGCCUCAUGGAGGUUCCAGGUCUUGUGAGCCCAGGAGUGGGAGGAAGAGAAGAAAAACUACCUGCGCCCUCUGUGGUCCCCGUCCUGUUGCUGCUGCUGCACCGCCCGCCUUUGCCUCGGCUUCUCCAGAACUGAUUUUUCACGCCCU